AUGGACAUGAAAAUCUCCUCCUUGUUCAGGGUUGCCAAUGAUGUCGUGCUGGUCACCGGCGGGGCAACAGGGCUGGGCGAAAUGGCCGCACAGGCCUUUGUCCAAAACGGGGCCAGAGUCAUCAUCGCCAGUCGCAAGGAAGAAGCAUUGAAGCAGACCACUGAUCGCCUCAACGCCUUGGGUCCGGGUACCUGCGAGUAUCAGGUGGCCAACCUAAAGGACAAGGCAGGGUGCGAAGCGCUGGUCAGAAAGAUAAACGCAACAACCGACCGACUGAGCGUUCUGGUCAACAACACGGGCGUUAGUUGGGGAGCUCCAUACGAGGAUUUCCCCGAGCAUGGAUGGGACAAAGUCAUGGCGCUGAAUGUCAAAGCUGUCUUUUACAUGAGCGCCAUGAUUCAUUCUCUUCUGCAAAGAACGGCCACGAUGGAAUCGCCCUCGAGGAUUAUCAAUAUCGCGUCUGUUGCUGGGCUUCAGACACUUGAUGUGACUGCUGGUGACGAGGGAGGGGUUGCUGCGCCGGGACACGGCUCAUUUAGCUAUGGCGCCUCCAAGGCUGCGUGCAUCCACCUAUCCAAAAUCCUCGCCUCCAAACUUGCACCAUCGCACAUCACCGUCAACUGCAUUUGCCCCGGGCUAUUCCCUUCCAGGAUGACACAGUUUGGCAUCAGCAACUAUCACAAUACUCUUCUCAGCCGCCAGCCGACGGGGAGAAUUGGGAAGCCCUCCGACCUGGCCGGUCUCGUUCUUUUCCUCAGCAGCAGUGCCUCGGCACAUUUGACUGGUAAUGUGCUUGUUCUCGAUGGUGGCAGCACAGUGAGCGGAUGGGGGAUUGAGAAACCGGUCCUGCAAAAGAUAUGA
Aspergillus calidoustus is the source of this 861-nucleotide messenger RNA. NCBI's taxonomy places the organism in Eukaryota, Fungi, Ascomycota, Eurotiomycetes, Eurotiales, Aspergillaceae. The record is from the annotation of a GenBank genome assembly.